AUGAUUGAUCCGCCGUCAAUCUUCACAGGACUGCCCCGCGACGCCCGACUCUCCUCCAGCCCCGAGCCACAGCGCCAUCCUGCGCCCGCCCACCGCCCGACCUUUGCCAAACCCGCUCCCGCAUGGCUGCAUGCCACUGAUCCAGAGCCCCCCUCCGGACCCGUCAAUCCGCCGUCGCGCCGCACGUCAGUCGCUGAUUCGUUUGUCGCUCCUUCGAAACCUGCUGAGAAGCGCCUGUUUCCACAGCAGGGCCCCACUCACAAGCACUCCCAUAGCGAGCCUCUGCACAAGCGCCGCAAGCUCCAGAAGCGCUCGCGCCACACCCUCGAUUCCUUCGAUCGCCUGCCCCUCCCGUCCCUCGACCGCCAGCAGCAGCCCACCUCGCCGCUCUUCUUCUCCCACACCAAGCGCGCGCGCCCGCCCUUGCCUGCUCGUUUCUCGAGCUCCGAGGCCGCCGCGAGGAUGUUAAGCAAUGCACGCGAGGAAAGCGGCAUCAAGACAGUAACCCUUGCGCGCGGCACUUAUGCUGGCUCGAGCCCUUCGACCCGCACCUCCGUCGAUCGCUCCAGCCUGCCUCCCGGAUCCCCCGAAAUUCGCGACAAGGCCGAUGUGCCUCGCGCCCUCAGCAACAUAGGCAUUGGAGAGCUGCUGGAGCAGGAUGGACGCCCUACUUUCAUCGUCGACCUGGGCGAGCCCGCAAACUACGGCGCCGGCUACCUGGCUGUGAUUUUUGCCAAUUCUGCUCUGCGCGCGAGCAUCGGCCUCCUCGACCUCGUGAGCGGCAGGAUUGUGCAUGAUUCCCAGGAUUCAGCCACUUUCAAAGCUUAUACCCAGUUCAAGACAUGGGUCUUGAGUGCCGUUGUGCACGGCGAGUCCUUGGACGUCUGCAUUCCCGGCAUGCUCUACGGCGGCCUGUCGUGGACCAUAUACACCAUCCGGAAGAAGUAUCGCGUUGUGAGUGGAAAUUAUGCUGCCUCGCCCACGUCCACCUCGACUUCGUCUCUCCCGAGCUCUGUGGCGGUGCCGCAGCCCACGUCUGAAGAGCGCUUUUCAAGGGGGGAAAAGCUUGGUCCUGCUGAUACCGAAGGCCUGGUACUGCCGAGCACCGAGUCGGAUGCAACCGACUACUUCGGCCUCGCUCCGGGCCCUCCACCGGACGAGAGACCCGUUACGCCCCAUACCGCAGAAACUAUGACGACCGCAACCACCGUGACCACCACCGUGGAGCCCGCCGACAUCCCGCAAACCCCAGCCGGCCUGACCGGACGCCUCUUUGGAACCACCUCAGAUGCAUCCUCCAUUGUCUCCCACCCCUCGAUAUCAAACGAGUGCGUUCUCCGCGCUGCUGUUGCCGGCAACGUUGAUUCAUUUGAGUACAGUAAUGACCCGAAUUCCAGGAAAGAGAUUGGCUUCUUCGACUGGACCCGCCUACCAAUCGACUCCGACCUCCCCAAGCACAUUCAGUUUGCUCGCAGUAUCGACUGGGCAUCAACCCCGUUAGGUCCAAUUGAGUUCUGGUCUGCUGACUUGCGACAAAUGUGUAAUUUGAUCAUGGCUAGUCCACACCCUGCAGCUAUGUACUGGGGAGACGACCUUGUAGCAAUAUACAACGAAGCAUACAUAUUACUCGCCGGACAGAAGCACCCCACUUUAAUGGGCCAAAGCUACAGAGAUGCUUGGGCAGAAAUUUGGGACGACGUUAAAGAUGUUUUCGCCAGUGCCAAGACCACCGGCCAAGCCACAAUGAAGGACGAUGAUUGUCUCUUCAUCAAGCGAAGCAAUUAUCUCGAGGAGACUUACUUUUCGUGGGCGAUAAUCCCAAUGAUUGGGGGUGACGGGACCGUCAUGGGACUCUACAAUCCGGCGUUUGAGAAGACUCGACGAAAAAUCGCCGAGAGACGGAUGCUGACCCUUCGCGAAGUGGGCGAGCGAACCGCCGUUGCCCGUGACGUUAAAUCUUUCUGGAGCCAGGUUAUGAAAGCGCUAGCAAGCAACGAAUACGACACGCCAUUCGUCCUCCUAUACUCGGUCAUGGACGAUUCCGACAGCGAUUCUUCAUCCAUGCACUCGAGCAGCGUUUUCGGCACCAAGCAAUGUUUGUUGGAAGGAUCAAUGGGUGUACCGUCGGGGCACAAGUGCGCACCAGAUCAACUGGAGUUAAAGACGAGCAUGGAUGGGUUUGCGCCUGUACUACGGGAGGUAAUGAAGACGGAUAAGCCUGUUUUACUGGAAAUUGGAAGUGGUGAUUUGCCCUCAGAGAUGAUGGAAGGGAUUGGGGGCCGUGGCUUCGACGAUCCCGUCCAGUCUGUUGUGGUCUGUCCCAUACAUCCGACUACUGGAGAGUCGAUCCUAGGAUUUUUGGUCCUUGGCGUGAAUCCCCGACGGCCCUACGAUGACGACUACAAUUUAUUUGUUCAGCUCCUGAGCAGACAGCUGGCCACGUCUCUGGCCUCUGUCGUUCUUUUUGAGGAGGAGAUUCGCCGGGGUCAAAGAGCUGCGAAACUGGCCGCGCUGGAUCGGAUGGAGCUGUCGGAACAGCUGGCCGCUCGGACCCAGGAAGCAAGAGACAGCGAGACAAGGUUCACCCGUAUGGCCGAGUUUUCUCCCGCCGGCCUCUUCAUCGCCAAUUCGGAGGGCCACAUCAUUUACUGCAACGACACUUGGUAUGAGAUAUCCCGAGUGCACAAGGACACGGCUAGCACGGAUCGAUGGAUAGACGCGGUCAAACCUGAGGAUCAGCAGAUGGUCACCUCCCUCUGGCAUACUUUGGUUGACAAGACCGAAGCCGUUACGGCAGAAUUCCGCUUCAAGGCGCCGUGGGAAGAUAAAAACGGCAACUCGACCGACACUUGGGUCCUAUUCAGCGCCUACCCGGAGAAGAACUUACAAGGCACUCUCAAGAGUGUUUUCGGCACGAUUACAAACAUUAGCCAGCAGAAAUGGGCCGAGGGCUUCCAGAAGAGGAAAAUGGAAGAGGCUGUCGAGCUUAAACGGCAACAGGAGAAUUUCAUCGAUAUUACGUCUCAUGAAAUGAGAAACCCUCUCAGCGCCAUUUUGCAAUGCGCCGACGAAAUCUCAACCUCUCUCCUCGACUUCAAACAAAGCGGAUCAAAGGUGAUCGACGAGGAGCUCGUCACUAACAGCAUCGAUGCGGCUCAAACGAUCGCCCUCUGCGCACAGCAUCAGAAGCGUAUCGUGGAUGACGUACUCACUUUGAGCAAGCUCGAUUCUGCCAUGCUUCUCGUCACACCUGUCGAUGUUCAGCCUUUGACUGUUGUUCAACGAGCGCUAAAAAUGUUUGAGGGAGAAUUGCAGACGGCCGACAUUCAAAUGGAGUUUAUAGUGGAUGAGUCUUUCAGUCGGCUGGGCGUUGAUUGGGUCAGACUGGAUCCCUCACGUGUGUUGCAGGUGCUAAUCAACCUGACAACUAACGCCAUCAAAUUUACCACGACCGAGGCCAGGCGGACGAUCAAAGUAACCAUCGCAGCAUCGACGACCAAGUUUUCUCUUUUGGAUAACAGACUCGUCAACUACUUUCCGACGCGUUCAAAGAGAGUAGACAUGACACAGGGCCCAGACUGGGGGACAGGCGACGAUAUCUACGUACAUUUUGCCGUGCAGGACACGGGCCGCGGUCUCAACGAAGAAGAGAAGAAGCUCCUCUUCCUCCGUUUCUCCCAAGCCUCACCCCGCACGCACGUCCAAUACGGCGGAUCCGGUCUCGGUCUCUUCAUUUCCCGUGAGCUUACCGAACUCCAGGGCGGCGAGAUUGGUGUAUCAUCCGAAGCGGGUAAAGGCAGCACCUUUGCUUUCUACGUCAAAGCGCGGCGCAGCAGCCCGCCCGCCGAUCCAGUCGAGCAACUACCGGUCAGCCUGUCGCGCGCGCCCAGCGACCCGCGCGGCAAGCGCACGCAGGACCCCAUCAUCAAGACCAGGGACUUUGCGGCCCCCGUGCCAAGCCGGCCCACGAGCGGCGCUGGCGGCGUAGCGAAUAGCGGUGGUGGUAGUAGUAACCAAAGAAGUCAUGGCCAGCAGAUCCGUGACCGGAAGGACAUCACGGUGCUCAUCGUCGAGGACAACCUGGUCAACCAGAAGGUGCUGCAGAAGCAGCUCAAGAACCAGGGCUUCACGGUGCACGUGGCCAACCACGGCGGCGAGUGCCUGGACCAGCUCUGCAACUCGACGUACUACUACCGCGCCGCGUCCAGCAGCGAGACGUCUUCGUUGUUGGAGCUGUCGGUCGUGCUCAUGGAUCAGGAGAUGCCGGUCAUGGACGGCUUGGCGUGCACGCGGACGAUCAGGGAGUGGGAGGAGGCCGGGAAGCUCAUCCGGCACGUGCCCAUCAUCGCCGUGACGGCGAAUGCGCGGGCGGAGCAGAUUGCUCAGCUGAUGGCGGCGGGGAUGGAUGAUGUGGUGAGCAAGCCGUUUAGGAUUCCGGAACUGGUGCCGAAGAUUGAGGAGUUGGCGGGGAGGUUUAAGAAGGAUGAUGACGAUGAUGAAGAGGAGGGAGAGAAUUAA
Messenger RNA from Lasiodiplodia theobromae, 4518 nucleotides. RefSeq names its product PAS domain-containing protein. The coding region runs from base 1 to 4518 and encodes 1505 amino acids. The transcript has 2 exons. Gene Ontology annotation, biological process: phosphorelay signal transduction system; phosphorylation. NCBI's taxonomy places the organism in Eukaryota, Fungi, Ascomycota, Dothideomycetes, Botryosphaeriales, Botryosphaeriaceae. Gene Ontology annotation, molecular function: phosphorelay sensor kinase activity. The record is from RefSeq and is a predicted model, not a curated record.